AUGACCCAGAAACCCGUCCUCAUUUCCGGCGCUGGCCUCGCCUCUCUCCUCCUCGCGCGCUCUCUCCUCCGCUCCAACAUCCCCUUCCAGGUCUUUGAGCGCGAUGCCUCGCUCGCCUUCCGCGGCCAGGGCUACCGCCUGCGCCUCUCGUCCGAGGGCCUCGACGCGAUCGAAUCGGUCCUGGACCCUGCCGCGUUCCAACGCUUCUACGACCGCUGCGGGAAGACGGGCGGGAGUGGGUUCCUGGGGUUCGACGCCGUCACGGGCGAAGUGGUCGAGGAGCACAGGAUGGACGAAAACCUCGGGUCGCGGGACGGCAAGAUCGUGGGGAUCGCCCGUGGAGACAUGAGGCGUUUGUUCAUGGAAGGGUGCGAGGAGUUUGUGCACUUCAACAAGCACGUCAAGGGCUACGAGUUGACGGACGACGGAGUGCGGGCCGUCUUCGCAGACGGGACCAAGUCCGUCGAGGGCUCCCUCCUCGUCGGAGGGGAAGGCAUCAACUCGACCGUCGCCAAGCAGCUGUCGGGCGGCCGUCUCAAGGUCUACGAUCUCGGCGCGCGAGGCAUCCACGGACAGGCGCCGACCGCGGCCUUCAAGGCCCUGGGUGAAGGCGUCUUCCGCCUCGUCGACAACGCCAACCCGCGCGGCCGGCUCUCCGUCAUCACCAACGUGCGGCCGAACGACAUGGACGACCCCGACGUCGAAUUCGGGUGGACCAUGGUCGGCGUGCCGGGGGUCAUUAAGGCGCCGAACGACGACUACACGAUCGUCGGGAAGGUGGCGGCGGACAUCGCCAAGUCGCUGACCCAAGAGUGGCAUCCGCGCUUCAAGCCCCUCUUCGACCAGAUGAACGAGGCCGAGGCCGCGUUCUGGAAAAUCACCUGCUCGUCCCCGAGCGGCGUGCCGGAGUGGCCCAACGAACCGCGCGUGUCCCUGAUUGGCGACGCGGUCCACUCCAUGACGCCCGCUGGCGGGAUAGGGGCGAACACGGCCGUGCGGGAUUCAGCGUUGUUGGGACGACUGUUGCGCGAGGCCGGCGGGCCCAAGGAGGGUGUGACGGCCGCCUACGAGAGGGAGAUGAGGGUCUAUGCUAGCGAGGCUGUGAAGUCGAGCUACGGCACCGCAACCAAGGCGUUCAAGGUCCACAUCGACGAGUUGUCAAAGACCAUCUGA
Molecule: messenger RNA, 1173 nt
Organism: Cladophialophora immunda
Lineage: Eukaryota; Fungi; Ascomycota; Eurotiomycetes; Chaetothyriales; Herpotrichiellaceae
Exons: 1
Coding region: 1-1173 (390 amino acids)
Molecular function (GO): FAD binding
Source: RefSeq, a predicted model, not a curated record